AUAUAUAUAAUUAAACACCCUCCUUUUAAAAUAUCCCAUUAAAAAAGAGAGUUCCAAAGUCAAACUUAUAAGCUAAUUAUCUAUCAUCCCCUCUCUCUCUCUCUCCUCUUUCUCUCUCUUCUCUUUCAUAAAUAUAUGGCUGAUCAAUUGGUAGCUGACAUGGAGGACUGGAGUUUGCAAGCAAUAGUCAGAGGAUCCAGCGGCGACUACGCUAAGAUCGCCGAUACAGAAAUGGACGGCCACGAUUCGUUCUUCGACAAUCACGACCAAUUCGAUCCUCGGGAGUUUCUUUCCUCCUCCGCGGCCGGUUUCCCCGAGAUGUUCGCCGGUUCGAGCGAAGAAUUACAGGAGCUCUACAAACCGUUUUACCACCCGGCGGCUGUAACUACCACCACCACCACCAGUACUUCCCCUCCGGUUCAUACGGGUACGGUUCUUGAUUUUCAACAAGACCAAAAGCUUCAGAACAUUCUCGAAGACGAUAGUAAACAAAAGCUUGCUAGGGUUUCGCCUGCUGCAGCAGCAUACACACCCAAAUACAAGAAAAGGAAGAAUCAGCAUAAAAGAGUGGUGGUUCAAGUUUCAGCUGAGGGUCUUGCUUCUGAUAUGUGGGCUUGGCGUAAAUAUGGCCAAAAACCUAUCAAGGGUUCACCAUUUCCAAGGAGUUAUUAUAGGUGCAGCAGCUCAAAGGGCUGUUUGGCAAGGAAGCAAGUUGAGGAAAGCUGUACGGAUCCCGGAAAGUUCAUUAUAACCUACACAGCAGAGCACAGCCAUAGCCAGCCAACAAGGAGGAACUCCUUAGCUGGCACCGUUAGGCAGAAAUUCCCAUCCCCAUCUUCGAAAACUACCCCGAAUAAUAAUAUUUCUAGACCUGCCAAACAAGACCUUAAGGCUGCUGACGUGGCGAUGAGCCCUCCUAUGAAAACCCUAGCUGAUGAUCAUCAUCACGAGGCGAGAAUUAAAGAAGAGAUGAUCAAUAGACAGGAAAAGGAAGGUGUGGUUGAAGAAGAUGGUGGGGAUUUUAUGGCGUCGGAUUUUGUGUUCAACGAGGAGUUUUUUUCCGGGUUGGAAGAUUUCGAUCAGUUUAUGGCGGCGGAGUUGCCUGGUUGCCAUGCUACUGCGCAGCAGUUUCCGGUGAGAUCUUGUAGCAGCUGGUUUUAGGGUUAGUUAUUAAGGCCUUUUUCACAGUUAAUUAAAUAUAUUUGCUUCUAGUGAAGAAUAUUAUGUGCAACAUCAGUUGCAUAUACAUAUAUAUAUGUACGUAGUGUUUCGAUUCGAGUUUUAAUUUAUAGAGGAAUUCGGUGUAUAGUGGAAAUUAGACGAACGAUCCGGAACGAAUAAUGAAUACAUUACAAUCUUUGUUAAUGCAAAAUCACUGAUUUCAGUUUU
Messenger RNA from Erythranthe guttata (spotted monkey flower), 1389 nucleotides. It is a transcript of the gene WRKY29, whose product is annotated as WRKY family transcription factor. Gene Ontology annotation, molecular function: DNA-binding transcription factor activity; transcription cis-regulatory region binding. The record is from RefSeq and is a predicted model, not a curated record. NCBI's taxonomy places the organism in Eukaryota, Viridiplantae, Streptophyta, Magnoliopsida, Lamiales, Phrymaceae. Gene Ontology annotation, cellular component: nucleus. Gene Ontology annotation, biological process: regulation of DNA-templated transcription.